AUGUCAAAGGGAAAAGUUUUAAUUGCAUACUCAGGUGGUUUAGAUACCAGUGUUAUCCUUUGUUACUUGGUUGAACUCGGAUAUGAGGUCAUUGCAUUCAUGGCCAAUAUAGGUCAAGAGGAAGAUUUCGAAGCUGCUGAGAAAAAAGCUUUAGCAAUUGGUGCAUCAAAGUUUAUUCUUGCUGAUGUGCGUAAAGAAUUUGUUGAAAAAGUUUGUUUUCCUGCUAUUCAAACCAAUGCUAUCUAUGAAAACACGUAUCUUUUGGGUACUUCAUUAGCCAGACCUGUUAUUGCAAAAGCCCUCAUCCAAGCUGCUGAAGAAAAUGGAUGUUUUGCAGUUAGUCAUGGUUGUACCGGAAAAGGUAACGAUCAAGUUAGAUUUGAAUUGAGUUUUUAUGCUUUGAAGCCAGAUAUUGUGGUCAUUGCUCCAUGGAGGGAUCCUGCAUUCUUCAACAGAUUUGCCGGAAGAAAUGAUUUGUUGGAGUAUGCAGCUUUGAAAAAUAUUCCGGUUUCACAGACCAAAGCAAAACCAUGGUCGACUGACGAAAACUUGGCUCAUAUUUCAUUUGAGGCUGGAAUUUUGGAGAACCCCAAUACCACCCCUCCAAAAGAUAUGUGGAAAUUGACAGUUGAUCCAACCGAUGCCCCAGACAAGCCUGAACAUUUUUCAGUUGUUUUUGAAAAGGGUUUGCCUGUUAAAUUGAUACUAGAUGAUCAAAAGAAAACUAUAACUGAACCUGUUGAGUUAUUUACCGAGGCUAACGCUUUGGCCAGAAGAAAUGGUGUUGGUAGAAUUGACAUUGUUGAGAAUAGGUUUAUUGGUAUAAAAUCAAGAGGUUGUUACGAAACCCCAGGAUUGACUAUUUUGAGAAAUACUCAUAUCGACUUGGAGGGAUUGACUUUGGACCGUGAAGUGAGAGCUAUUAGAGAUCAAUUUGUUACUCCAACUUGGGCCAAGAUUUUGUACAACGGCAUGUAUUUUACCCCAGAAGGAGAAUAUGUUAGAUCUAUGAUCCAGCCUUCUCAAAACACGGUGAAUGGUGUUGUUAGAGGUGCUUGUUAUAAAGGAUCUGUUACAAUUUUGGGUAGAUAUUCAGACACAGAGAAAUUGUACGAUGAAACAGAGUCUUCCAUGGAUGAGCUCACUGGAUUCUCACCAGAAGACACUUCUGGUUUCAUUGCAGUUCAAGCUAUCAGAAUCAAAAAGUACGGUGAAGCUGCCAGGGAAAAAGGUGCUCGCUUAGAGCUUUGA
This is a messenger RNA of Lodderomyces oxycetoniae, 1251 nucleotides long. It is a transcript of the gene ARG1, whose product is annotated as argininosuccinate synthase. Gene Ontology annotation, cellular component: cytoplasm. The coding region runs from base 1 to 1251 and encodes 416 amino acids. Lineage: Eukaryota; Fungi; Ascomycota; Pichiomycetes; Serinales; Debaryomycetaceae. The record is from RefSeq and is a predicted model, not a curated record. Gene Ontology annotation, biological process: urea cycle; L-arginine biosynthetic process. The transcript has 2 exons. Gene Ontology annotation, molecular function: argininosuccinate synthase activity; ATP binding.